Molecule: messenger RNA, 1870 nt
Organism: Anopheles funestus (African malaria mosquito)
Lineage: Eukaryota; Metazoa; Arthropoda; Insecta; Diptera; Culicidae
Gene: Arpc5
Product: actin-related protein 2/3 complex subunit 5-C
Exons: 3
Coding region: 110-571 (153 amino acids)
Biological process (GO): Arp2/3 complex-mediated actin nucleation; regulation of actin filament polymerization; cell migration
Cellular component (GO): Arp2/3 protein complex; cytoplasm; actin cytoskeleton
Molecular function (GO): actin filament binding
Source: RefSeq, a predicted model, not a curated record
UUCAUCAACAUUUGCCGCUUGGGUCGGCAGCUGUCAACGUUGUGUUGACGUUUUGUCGGUGAAAGAAAACUAUUGCUUGAUUCAUCAUCUUUUGGAAGAAGGCAUUGCCAUGGCUAAAAAUACGUCCAGCUCUGCGUUCCGAAAAAUCGAUGUCGACCAGUACAAUGAGGACAACUUCAAGGAAGAUGACGCGGAUCAGGCUUCCAGUGGGAUGAUAGUGCCGGAUGAAGCGGAAAUCAACUCACUUCUGAAUCAGGGUCGCAAUAUAGAUGCCCUGAAAACCGUCCUUCAAAAUGCACCGCUGAUGUGCAAAAACCAGCAAGUGAAGGAUAAUGCGCUAAGCCUCACGUUGCGUGUGCUACUAUCCAUUAAAUCGUCCCAAAUCGAUGCCGCCAUCGAAGCACUGGAUGAUCCGGAAUUGUGCGACGUGCUCAUGAAGUACAUUUAUCGCGGAUUCGAAAUUCCCUCCGAAGGAUCAAGUGGCCAUCUGCUAACCUGGCACGAAAAGGUGUUCGCUAAAGGUGGCGUAGGAAGUAUCGUGCGAGUGUUAUCGGAUAGUGCCCGAGCGUAAAUCGCCAUUAGCCAUUCGGGCAUCGUACCAGAAAAACAAGUCAUUUGUCAUCUUUUCGACAGUCCUUACUUCCUUUAGAUAGCACAGAUUUAGCUAUGUUGCUGUCGCUAAAUAUGCGAACUUUUUCAGUACAUUCUUUCCUCAACCUGCCGGCCAGAUAUGGUAGCCGUUUGUGGAUGAGGUUUAUUUUGAAUUUGUUAAAUAAAUAGGCGAUAUACUAACAGAUAAUGAAAUUAAUUUUUUACAUGCAUUAUAAGCAUGUAAUCGAGUAUUGAUGAGAAAUUAUUAAUAUAAGAAGCUAUUUGAAGCACAAUUUAUCAUGCUGCUCAUGAAACACUUUUCUCAAAGAGACGCAAUUUAUUUUAAUGCAACAAGCCUAGGGAUUAAAUUAUUUAUUACAAUCUGGUGUGCUUGAAGUAAAAUUUAAUCUAAACGUUUAAUUCAGAAACAGCGUUGGACUUUUUCCGUUCAAGGGGUAAAACUCAUCACGCAAUUAAUUAUUCUCAAUAUUGUAUAUGUAAAACAUUAAACAACAAAACUGAAUCAUCUUACCGCUUGACUCGACGUAGGUUUUGUUCGGAUUAAUCAACGUUUGUUGUUUUUAUUUAUGCUUCAGCUCCAUGUUCUUUCCUUGUCAAGUGAAUAGAAAGAUAACGGCUAGAAAGUGUACAAUAUUUUGGUUUUGUAUUAUUCCAGCAAACCAGCAAACUGUCUUUUAAUGUCCUCCUAAUCUCUUUCUACAGAGUUUAAACAAAAAAUGCACAAUCACAAUGAAAAGGCGUCAAUUAUAGCACCACACGAGUGCAGUUUUAACAAUACAGACAAAAAACAUACAUUAUUCAUAUCAGAAAUGCAGCUCCCAGACUUGUGGUGGACCGUUUUCUACCGUGUACCGAUAUUUUGCUAACUAGAAUUUUCGAUUGUGCUGACCCCCGGAAAACUCACAAAGUACGAAAGCAACUGAGAUUUGAGUGCGUUUCUAGUGCGAAUAACGGUUUAAAAUUUCGAGGCGAUUUACCUUUCUGUCCAUAAUUUCAAUUUUUCGAAUCGAGAGAGCGACAUUUUCGGAGGAAACCGAAGUAGGAAUGGUCCAGAACUUGAACUGGACGGGAUAGGAAUGGAAUCUGUUUCACUGAACCGUGCUUCGGCACACACUAAAUAGCAUCCGGAUGGUAUAUUUGAACUAGCAAAAGCAUUUCCGUCAUUCGUUCGCAAAACUGCAGCAAGUUAUGCGUCGAGUUCGCUUUCCAUUCUUCUACACUGCAAUACAUUAUUUGAGUAAUAUUAAGACAUAGAGGA